Messenger RNA from Micromonas pusilla CCMP1545, 1541 nucleotides. RefSeq lists its product as uncharacterized. Gene Ontology annotation, molecular function: sequence-specific DNA binding; zinc ion binding. NCBI's taxonomy places the organism in Eukaryota, Viridiplantae, Chlorophyta, Mamiellophyceae, Mamiellales, Mamiellaceae. Bases 255 to 1541 code for a protein of 428 amino acids. Gene Ontology annotation, biological process: regulation of DNA-templated transcription. The record is from RefSeq and is a predicted model, not a curated record. The transcript has a single exon.
GCGAGCUCGCACGCGGCGAGGCGCGACCGACACCCGGGGAGAAAACAGAGGCGUGUCGAUCGCGCGCGUCGCGAGCGACUCCUUCGAGCGCGCGCGGCGGGACGCGGCGACCGGGACGCGCGGGCGGCGGUAAACUCCGGCGCGCAAUUGCUCGCGCGGUAUAAUAAAUCCGACUCAAACGUCGCGCGAUCGAUUAUCCGAACGUCGCGCCGGAGACCGCCGCGCGCGCGUCGUUCGCGGGAGCACGCGCGGAAAUGGCGCCGCCCGCCGCGAGAACGGCGAAUCGACCGCACGCCGUGGGUAGUCUCGGCGGGAACAUGCACGCGCCGAGCACGAGCGCGCGCGCGGACGCGAAGGAAGAACAUACAAAUAAGAUGAAGGCGACCGGGCGGCAAAAAGCCGACAUCGCCGCGGACACCCUCCGCGCGCUCGCGACGACGGCGACGACGUACAAGCCGUCGCCGUCGAAGAGCGCGGCGAAAGACGCGACGCCGACGUCGAAGCCGGCGAUGCCGCCGAUCGCGCCCGCGCCGAGCGCGUUCGCCCCGGGCGCGUUCCCGGCCUUCCCGCCGCUCGGCGCGAUGCCGCCCGGCGCCGCGCCUCCGCACGGCGGGUUCCCGAUCGGCCUCGCCGCAGCCGCCGCCGCGAUGCAGCAGCAGCAGCAGCAGCAGCAGCAGAGGCCGCCGCCGCCGGGCGACGCGUCGCAGCAGCAGCAGCAGCAGCAGCAGCAGCAGCAGCAGCAGCAGCAGCAGCAGCAGCAGCAGCAGUGGAACGCGUUGCUGCAGUACUACGCGUGCUACUCGUACUACCUCUGCAACGGCGCGCCGCCCAGACCGGGGACGACGGGGGGCGCUGGCGCCGCGGCGGGCGGCGCCGGGAAGAUGAUGAUGCCGGGCGGGUUUCCGAUGUUGAACCACCUGAACCCGGCCGCGAUGGCGGCGGCCGCGGCGGCGAUGCAGCACCCGCCGCCGUUGAUCCACGCCCCGACGCACUCCGCGCGGGGCGGGAAGGGCGCGUAUGGGAUGAAACGCGAGCGCGCGAGCAGCGGAAGCGACGAAGACAGCGGCUCGGGCAGCGCCGGCGGAGGGUCGAAACGGAAACGACGCGGGAGCGGGAACGAGUGCAAGACGUGCGUGAACUGCGGCGCGACGCAGACGCCGUUCUGGAGGAAAGAGAGGACCGGCGGCGGGUCGCUGUGCAACGCGUGCGGGCUGUAUCUCGCGAAGAACGAUGCGCCGAGGCCGGCGAUGUUGUGGAGGAGAGGGGGCGGCGGCGACGUCGCGACGACGACGGCGACGACGACGGCGGCAACGGCGGAGACGGCGACGGCGCCCGCGGAGACGGCGCCCGCGGAGACGGCGCCGGACGCCACGGCGAAGGUGGACGCGCCCGUCGCCGCGGACGCCCCGGCGGCGACGGACGCGCCCGCGCCCGUCGCCGCGGCGACGACUGAGGAGACGGAGAAGGUGCCUCUCCCGGACGGUCCGACGAAGCCCGUCGUCGCCGCUCCGGGGACGCCGCCGUCGCCGAAGCCGCUGUAA